AUGACGAACAUUAUUUUCAAGGUCGUUGUAGUUGAUAAACCCUGCGAGCCCUUGCUGCUCCGUGCCUAUGGAAACUGCACGGACAUUUUUAUGAAUCGCGAGGCAGAGAUUAACUAUUUCAAGAUAUUAAGCGACAACAAUUUUGGUGUUCGUCUGAUCAAGGUGUUCCCUGGUGGUCGUCUUGAGGCGUGGAGAGAAGGUUACAAUCCGCUCUUAGCGCCUGAAAUGCGAUCGGAAGCCAUUUCGAUGCAGAUCGCCAAGACCCUUGCAGUAAUGCACAACAUCAAGGUACAAUCUCCUGCUUUCCCUCAUCGCAGCUAG
Messenger RNA from Blastocystis hominis, 321 nucleotides. RefSeq lists its product as hypothetical. NCBI's taxonomy places the organism in Eukaryota, Bigyra, Opalinata, Blastocystidae. The transcript has 3 exons. Gene Ontology annotation, biological process: phosphatidylcholine biosynthetic process; phosphatidylethanolamine biosynthetic process. Gene Ontology annotation, molecular function: choline kinase activity; ethanolamine kinase activity. Gene Ontology annotation, cellular component: cytoplasm. Bases 1 to 321 code for a protein of 106 amino acids. The record is from RefSeq and is a predicted model, not a curated record.